This is a messenger RNA of Paraglomus occultum, 960 nucleotides long. The record is from the annotation of a GenBank genome assembly. Lineage: Eukaryota; Fungi; Glomeromycota; Glomeromycetes; Paraglomerales; Paraglomeraceae.
AUGGAGAAAAAAAGCGGACAAGAACUUCUUCAACUGGCAGGGCGUCUGCUGGCUGAGAAUAAUCUGGAGGAAGCUGUCACAGUAUUCGACCAUCUAAUAACCAGACUUCCUGAUGUUCCAAUACCAUUAUUGAGUAGAUGCACUUGUCUAAUACAGUUAAAAAGAUAUAAAGAAGCGUUAGUUGAUGGCGAAAAAAUAUUGAAACUUCCAAAUGAACCCGCUGACGAGGGCGUUGCUCCUGGCUGUACGACAAUACAUAGUGUAGCAUAUAUUAGGAUGGCUAAAUGCUAUAAAGAAUUAGGACAGAACGAUAAAGCAGCAGAUGCCAUGAGAAAAAGAGCCGAACUAGAGAAGGUACGCGUGCAAUACAACAAGGAUAACUCGGAAGAUGACAACAUGCGGGACAGUAAGAGUAUCGAUAACCGAUCCAAAGCUGAGGAAUUGAGACUAGAGGGCAAUCGGCUAUACAAAAUGCAGAAAUAUCAAGAGGCCUAUGAAAAGUACAGCAAGGCUCUCGAUGUGGAUUCUGACAGUCUAUUGGCAAACUCGAAUCAAGCGCAAGUGUUGUUGAAAAUGGGUCAAUAUGAUAAAGCGCUUGUAUACGCUGAUAAAUGUAUACAUUUAGACUAUAAAUGGCCUAAAGGACAUUAUAGAAAAGGCUGUAUUUUAUUAGAACAAAAGAAAUAUAGAGAAGCUCUUGUGGAGUUGGAGACGGCAGAGAAGUUUGGUAAACUAGACGAUGAAUUGAUGAAAAAGAUUAAAGAAGCGCAGAGUCAUAGUAAAGCGAAUCACAGAGUAAAGUCGAUCGCAUUAGAGUCUAGGAGUAUAAAAGCUGCUGUUGUUGUUGCCCUCGUUGCUUUUUUCAUAUGGUAUUUUUCUUACGAAAUUGGAAUUAUCGGUAUAUAUGCAUUCAGAUAUGUGGAGAGGUUCUUUGCCGUCUAUUUUAAUGAUUUAUGGUGA